Linum tenue is the source of this 2223-nucleotide messenger RNA. Lineage: Eukaryota; Viridiplantae; Streptophyta; Magnoliopsida; Malpighiales; Linaceae. The record is from the annotation of a GenBank genome assembly.
AUGUCAAAUUUUGCACAGUGUUGAUGUGCAUCUCCCCUUCAACUUCGUUCAUUCAAACUCUUCCUCCCACUUCCUAACACACACCGCACCCAGAUAUUUUCCCACCGUUUCCUCCAAUUCAAUCAACUGACCAUCAAAAGCAACCAGCCACCCAAAAUUACACAAUCACUGCUCUUGCUCUUCUUCCCUUUCUGUAAAAUCUAUGGGCUCUUCCUUCCCUAACUGAAUUGAAUUGAGUUGAAAUAAUCUGUGGGUCUGUUCGUGUUCUUGGCUGGUAGUAGUGGUUGGAGAUUAUCUUGUGAAAAAGCUUCAGCUUUGAGCUGUUUACGCACCAGCGAAAUCAACCUGCCACAUGGGAUUGGCGCUAAUCACCGACGAAGGCAGGAUUACGAGGAGGACUUCGAACUCGGGAGCUCUUGAUGGAACCACCGCAACUGGGUCUGAUCGAGCAGUCUUUCAAUAGCAGGUACUCCAACUGGGCACGCGAGGCGCUCGACGAAUUGCCUGACAACUUCACUAUCACCGAUCCUUGCAUUUCGGGCCACCCAAUCGUGUUCGCCAGCCGGGGCUUCCUCAAGAUGUCCGGAUACUCGCGCGACCAAGUGGUUGGGAGGAACGGCAGGAUGUUCCAAGGUCCCAACACUUGCAGAAGAUCGGUCAUGGAGAUUCGAGAGGCGAUUCGGGAGGAGCGCGGGGUGGAGAUCAGUUUGUUGAAUUAUCGGAAAGAUGGGACGCCGUUCUGGAUGUUGUUUCGGAUGACGCCGGUCUUUGGUAAGGAUGAGGGCCGGGUGAUACAUUUCGUCGCCGUUCAAGUUCCCAUCCUGCGCCGGAGGCAGAGGAGGAGAAAUGGGGAGGGUUUGUGCGGCGAGAUUUUGUCUAAUUCCUGCAGAAGGGAAGUCUGCUCCAGUUCUUCGGUGGAAUUGGCUGGAGUUUCGGCGGCGGAUUCCGAUUGUAGAGGGAGAGUUGAAUACUUCUUUUGGUAACAUGUUGAUAAUUACGUGUUUCCAAAAGAUUGCAAGCCACUGAAUGGGUUUCAGCUAAUUUCAUAUCUACAAUUUGCGUUAGUCCUUUUACCUGUAUGUUCCUUAGUCUUAGCUUUUACUGCUGUGAAUGGCCGUUACCAGCAGAGCUUGUCUGGAAGAUUUCCUUGAGCUCUCCAUUUUUUAUUUGUGCCUCUUCCAGUUGAUCACAUUUUUGUUCUGUUUCCGUUAAAGACAUUUGGUUCACGAUGUGUAAUUUCUUUCUAAUUACAGCACUAGAGAUUGAAGAAAAAUGCGAGGCCAGUGACACAGAGAAGCAAUUAGCUGCAACUGCUAUUAGAAACGUCUUGUCUGUGCUAACCCACUAUAGCGAAUCGACAGGAAGAUUGGUCUGUGAAAAGAGAUUUGGCCCCAGCUUCGUCAGUUCAUCUUUACAUAUCUCUCUUGGUAGAAUCAAACAAAGCUUUGUAUUGGUGGAUCCACAUUUACCGGAUAUCCCUAUUGUUUAUGCUAGUGAUGCCUUCUUAAGAAUGACAGGGUAUGCUCGGAAUGAAGUUUUAGGGCAAAACUGUAGGUUCUUAACUGGUGUUGAUACAGAUCCCUCAGCUCUACAUCAGAUAAAGCAAAGUAUUCAAGCUCAACAAGCAUGCUCAGUACGUAUUUUACAUUACAGGAAGGAUAAGAGCUCGUUUUGGAAUCUUCUUCACAUUUCACCAGUUCGUAAUGCUACUGGCAAGAUAGCAUACUUUGUGGGUGUCCAGAUUGAAGAAGGCAGUGUGGACCGACAUGGAUUGAGCCCUGAGAUGAGGCAGCUGAGCGUCGUUGGAUCAAUCAAGGUGGCAGUGAGGAUUUCAUCAAUGUCCUCUUCCUCCAAAUCACCAUAGCAUUCAUUGAUUCCAUACACCAGCAGAGACAGUGAAAUAGAGCAUCCUCUUGAUGUAGCAGAACAUUUUAUCAUUAAAAGUUAAGCUCUGUACUCGGACCCUUUGAACAAGACAUUUCAAGUCUUUUCGGUGAAAAAUGGGCUUGCCUUCGUUAUGCUCGGUGAGCAAGACUAGGCAAUUGUGAGCACUGAAGAGCAAAAUUAAUAGUGCUAAAGUUGCAUUCGCUGAGUACACAUUCGUUGCGGUGAACCCAAGUAUGGUCGUGAAUCGUGAUGGGAUCAGUGGGCUUGCACAUGUUGUCAAAAUGAAGAAACUUAGUGUUUGCAGCAGAUAGAUGAAAAAAACUCAAAAUUUAGCUU